AUGAAGUCUGCUGCCGUUGCUGCCUUUGGCCUCUUCGCCGGCCUGGCCUCUGCCAGCCAGCCCCUCCGCCAUAUGCACUUCCCCAGGGCCAACACCACCAGUGUUGCUGUUGACGAUGCUGCUCCCACGACCCUGACGGUCUUCGCCACUUCGGUCCACACCGUCAUCAGCUGUGCUCCCACCGUCACCAACUGCCCGGCUCGCCUCAACGCGACUGGCGCCGGCAGCCUGCCCGCCUCGGCCAUCACCCCCGUCGUCGUCACUGACACCAUUGUGUUGGCCACCACCGUCUGCCCCGUGGCCGAGGCCUCGAGCAUCUCCUCCUCUCUCCAGGCUGCUCACUCCUCUGGCCACAUCACCGGCUCUACCAUCAAGGGCACGCCGCCUCCCGCUGCUGUCACUCCCGCUCCCAACGCUGGCGUCACCGUCUCCGAUGUUGUCACCCAGAAGACCCUGACCUACACCAUUGGCAAGGGCGCUGAUACCUCCGUCGUCACCACCACCAUCCAGGCCACCACCCAGCAGACCAUCACCCUGACCAGCUCUCUCGGCAACGGUGACGUUGCGGCUCAGCCCACGACCACCACCACCGCUACCAGCACUGGCACCACCACCGUCACUGUCGUCCCCGAGCAGUCUGGCUCUGGCAGCUCCGGCUCCAGCACCGGUGGCGAUGUCCCUGCUGGCAACGGCGAGGGCUCUUGCGCCAACGCCCCUACCGUUACCGUGACUGUUGCCAAGGAGACCGUUACUGUCCCUGCCUCGACCGUCUACGUCACCAUUGCCCCCAGCUCUUGUGACUCUGGCUCUACUCCCGCCGUUACCGGCCAGGGCGUUGAGAACGCUGGCAACCCUGGCUCCAGCUCCGGCUCCAGCUCCGGCUCCAGCUCCGGCUCCGAGGGCAGCGGCUCCUCCGGCUCUGGCUCUGAGGGAAGCGGCUCCGAUGCGGCGGCCACCACCCCCUCUGCCGUCCUCAGCACCCCUUGCCCUACUGACAUCACGACCACCGUCCGUGCUACUGUCACCGUCCAGCCUUUCCCCGUCAACAACGGCACCGUCCCCAGCGGCGUCGCUCGCCCCUCGCCCUCCGGCUUCGCCCGUCUCCGCCGAUAA
Messenger RNA from Trichoderma citrinoviride, 1113 nucleotides. RefSeq lists its product as hypothetical. The record is from RefSeq and is a predicted model, not a curated record. NCBI's taxonomy places the organism in Eukaryota, Fungi, Ascomycota, Sordariomycetes, Hypocreales, Hypocreaceae. The transcript has a single exon. The coding region runs from base 1 to 1113 and encodes 370 amino acids.